Messenger RNA from Marchantia polymorpha subsp. ruderalis, 830 nucleotides. NCBI's taxonomy places the organism in Eukaryota, Viridiplantae, Streptophyta, Marchantiopsida, Marchantiales, Marchantiaceae. The record is from the annotation of a GenBank genome assembly.
GGGGGCAAUCGGGGGUUGGUGGUUCGUUCGAGACUAGUAGUAAGACAGCCCCGAACUCGAUCGAAGGAGCGAACGAGAGAGCGAGCGAGCAAUCGAUCGAUCUGUCUGUCUGUCGGGCAAUUGUGUGGAGGAUUGGUGCGAUUGUCAGGAUCGAAAGGCAGAGCCGGGAUCAUGGGUGGGGGCGAGGAGACCGGCUAUCAGCCUUGGUGGGCAAUUGACAAGGCUGCAUGGCGUGAGCGAUUCUCUGUGUUUUACCGUCUCGCUAGUAUCAGCGAGAAUCGCACUCAGCCGCUUAAGCCCUGGACCGAGCAGGAUGUGGAGGACUUCAUCAAAUCCGACCCCGUUCAUGGCCCCAGGCUGAAGCUCGUGAGGCAGGGCGCUCAGGUGGCCGCUGCUGGCGCUGUCGUGGGAGGGUUGACAUCUGCUGGUGUAGCUAUGCGCUAUUCCAAAAAUUCUCUCGGAGCGUUUCUGGCGUUCGCUGGAGGAGCAGCAGUAAGUUGGGCUAUUGCUGAAGAAGGUGCAAACUUGGCAUUGGGUCUCUACAAGUUUGACUGUCUGGAGUCGAAUCUGAAGUUUUUGGACUGGUGGCAAGCAAAGACCGAGUAGUAAAUCAGCCUAUGUAAACAACUCUUUCACCUCGUGGAUACUCCACUUAGUUUGUGCUGAAACGAGGGUUUUGGACCUGUUCUGCUAUCCUUAGUGGGACUUUUACCCACACCACUUACGCGAGCAUAUCUUGUGAAGGCUUGCAGGUUGGAAACACUGUGCAAAAAUAAAGUAUCCAAAAUUGUAAAGAUUUCAAUGCAACGAUGUUCCUUCGGGCAUAAUUU